Sorex araneus (European shrew) is the source of this 423-nucleotide messenger RNA. RefSeq names its product prolactin-inducible protein homolog. Gene Ontology annotation, cellular component: extracellular region. The record is from RefSeq and is a predicted model, not a curated record. Gene Ontology annotation, molecular function: aspartic-type endopeptidase activity. Lineage: Eukaryota; Metazoa; Chordata; Mammalia; Eulipotyphla; Soricidae. The transcript is spliced from 4 exons. The coding region runs from base 1 to 423 and encodes 140 amino acids. Gene Ontology annotation, biological process: regulation of immune system process; proteolysis.
AUGCGCCACCCCCGGCGCCUGUCCAGGGCCUCCAGCGCCAUCCUGCUCCUGGUUUUCUGCCUGCAGUUCGGGACCACCCAUGCUCAAGAAAACACGUCUCUUCCUCACACCAGUCAAAAAAUCGUACAAAUGAACAUGGAGAUGCCCCAAAAAGUAAAAGCAAAGGAAGAGGUAACUCUUAAGCUCACAGUGAAUACAGAACAGAAGAAAUGCAUGGUGCAGGAAAAGGGUGAUACCUUUAAAACAGGUGAGAUUUCAGCUGAUCAAGACCUAAUGUUUGUGAAGGCUGCUGACACCAUGAAAAUAAGAGCUUAUGUUGACACUGUCCGUGACCACGGCAUCUGCCCUGAGAGUAAGGCAGUGGUGCCAAUGGACGAGAAUAGGUACUACAAGGAGAAGACCCUGAAUGUCGUCGAUCUUUAG